CAUGUAGCCACAGGGAAUGAAAGUGGUCACAGCAGGGACAGACUGAGAGCAGAUGGCCCAGAAUAUGAGUGCUGAACCUUUGACUCGCUCUGAGGUGUUUGGACAGCUCAGGAAGGAGCUCUAUGGAGAGCAGCAGCCUAGUCAUUCCAACACACACAUAUUCAUCAUCCUGGGAGCCUCAGGAGAUCUUGCUAAAAAGAAGAUCUAUCCAACUUUAUGGUGGUUAUUCAGAGAUGGCCUGCUCCCAGACAACACCUACUUUGUGGGUUUUUCUCGGUCCAACCUGACAGUGGAAGAUAUCAAGACAGCAUGCCUGCCUCAUAUCAAGGUUACUGAUGAAGAGAGUGAGUGUCUAUCAGCCUUCUUCAGUAAAAACUCCUACCUGAGUGGCAGGUACGAUGACGGCAGCUCGUUCGCCCAACUCAACACCCAUCUGUCGUCUCUGCCUGGCGGUGCGGAUGCCAACCGACUCUUUUACCUGGCUCUGCCUCCCACUGUCUACCACCAUGUCAGCACAAACAUCAGAGCCCACUGCAUGAGCCUCAAAGGUUGGAACAGGGUCAUUGUUGAGAAGCCCUUUGGUCGUGACCUCCAGAGCUCACAGAAGCUGUCAGCCCAGCUGUCCUCGCUGUUCACAGAGGACCAGAUCUACCGCAUAGACCACUAUCUGGGCAAAGAGAUGGUCCAGAACCUCAUGGUGCUCAGAUUUGGAAAUCGCAUUUUUGGGCCCAUAUGGAACAGGAACAGUGUGGCCUGUGUGGUCCUCACCUUCAAGGAGCCUUUCGGCACUCAGGGGCGUGGAGGAUACUUUGAUGACUUUGGUAUUAUUCGAGAUGUCAUGCAGAACCAUCUCUUGCAGAUGCUCUGUUUGGUUGCCAUGGAGAAACCUGCCUCCACCAGUCCAGAUGACGUGAGGGAUGAGAAGGUGAAGGUGUUGAAGUGUAUAACUCCUGUUACUAUGUCAGAUGUGGUGCUCGGCCAGUAUGUGGGUGACCCUGAGGGGGUGGGCCAGUCUAAGCUGGGUUACCUCAAUGACCCCACUGUACCAAAAGGGUCCUGCACACCAACCUUUGCCACAGCGGUGGUCUACGUCCAGAAUGAAAGAUGGGAUGGAGUACCUUUCAUUCUGCGCUGUGGUAAAGCUCUGAACGAACGUAAGGCAGAAGUGCGUCUGCAGUUCACAGAUGUGCCAGGAGAUAUCUUUGGUGAAAGCUGUCAGAGGAAUGAACUGGUGGUGCGGGUGCAGCCGGACGAAGCAAUUUACCUGAAGAUGAUGACCAAGAGGCCAGGGGUUUACUUCAGCCCAGAGGAGACUGAGCUAGACCUCACUUACAGGAGCAGAUACAAGAAUGUGAAGCUACCAGAUGCUUAUGAGAGACUGAUAUUGGACGUAUUCUGUGGAAAUCAAAUGCACUUUGUCCGCAGUGAUGAGUUGCGGGAGGCCUGGAGAAUUUUUACCCCCCUCCUCCACCAAAUAGAGGGAGAGAAGAGACAACCCAUCCCUUACAUAUAUGGAAGCCGCGGACCAAACGAGGCAGAUGAUCUCGUGAAGAGGGUGGGAUUCCACUAUGAGGGAACAUACAAGUGGGUGCAGCCCCACACAACAUGAUGCCUUCAGUUACAUACACUCGCUCACACACACUAAGCAAGUUUACAAACAAUAAAGUUUACU
Messenger RNA from Scomber scombrus (Atlantic mackerel), 1672 nucleotides. Its product is annotated as glucose-6-phosphate 1-dehydrogenase-like. Bases 53 to 1609 code for a protein of 518 amino acids. The transcript is spliced from 12 exons. NCBI's taxonomy places the organism in Eukaryota, Metazoa, Chordata, Actinopteri, Scombriformes, Scombridae. Gene Ontology annotation, biological process: pentose-phosphate shunt, oxidative branch; glucose metabolic process. Gene Ontology annotation, cellular component: cytosol. The record is from RefSeq and is a predicted model, not a curated record. Gene Ontology annotation, molecular function: NADP binding; glucose-6-phosphate dehydrogenase activity.